Rhinichthys klamathensis goyatoka is the source of this 1528-nucleotide messenger RNA. RefSeq names its product adrenoceptor beta 3b (gene adrb3b). Bases 237 to 1406 code for a protein of 389 amino acids. The record is from RefSeq and is a predicted model, not a curated record. Gene Ontology annotation, molecular function: norepinephrine binding; beta3-adrenergic receptor activity; epinephrine binding. The transcript is spliced from 3 exons. Gene Ontology annotation, cellular component: membrane. Lineage: Eukaryota; Metazoa; Chordata; Actinopteri; Cypriniformes; Leuciscidae. Gene Ontology annotation, biological process: adenylate cyclase-activating adrenergic receptor signaling pathway; norepinephrine-epinephrine-mediated vasodilation involved in regulation of systemic arterial blood pressure.
UGUAGGCAUGGGAAGGUGCGCGGAGCAAGAGUGAACGGUAAUGGAAGAUAAGAGUUUUAAAGUGGGGUAACUUCUCAUCCAGCGUAAAUUAAUCAAGAUAAUUUGAGAGAGGAAGUUCCUUUCUGGGACAUUAACCCAGCACGCAAAGGAAGACAGAAUUUUUUUUUUUUUGUUGCAUUUUGGGAUUGACCAAUCCAUUGUCCAUUUCUCUUUUUCACUGAAAGCUUCCUCUCAGGAUGAACGUCACCAACUCCAGCCUGGUUCCCUUGCUUGUUGUUCCUCUGGCGCUGGUCAUCUUCCUCACGGUGACGGGGAACCUGCUGGUCAUCCUGGCUAUUGCUCGCACCUCUCAGCUCCACACAACCACCAAUGUCUUCAUCAUCUCCAUGGCCUUUGCGGAUCUCAUCAUGGGCUGUGUGGUCCAGCCCUUGUGCCUCAGCAUGGUGGUUAGCGGGAAGUGGCUGUUGGGCAAAACGGUUUGCGACCUGUGGACGUCCGUGGACGUGCUUUGCGUCACGGCCAGCAUCGAGACGUUGUGCGCCAUCGCCGUUGAGCGCUAUGUUGCGGUCACAAGACCCCUCGAGCAUCAGGUCCUCCUGGGCAAGCGCAGAGCCGUCUACAUCGUAUGCAUAGUGUGGAUGGUGUCGUCCCUAGUUUCCUUCGUGCCAAUCAUGAGCCAUUAUUCUCAUGCAAAUACCACCGAUGCGCAAGACUGUUACAAUAACAAAGAGUGCUGUGAUUUCCAUACUAACCAGACCUAUGCCAUCUUCUCCUCAGUGGUGUCCUUCUAUGUGCCCCUCGUGAUUAUGGUGUUUGUGUACGGGAAGGUGUUUGCCAUCGCGACCAGACAGCUGAAACUCAUCGAAAAGGACAGACUGCGCUUUCCGAGCACAGGCAUGGAAGAUUUUAGUGAAAGUACAGUUUCUGGAAGCAAAACAGCUGGUGGUUAUAGGAGGAAGUCCACGAGGCAUUAUGUAAAAGAACACAAGGCGCUCAAGACACUGGGGAUUAUUAUGGGCACCUUCAUUUUGUGUUGGCUACCCUUCUUCUUGUUCAAUAUCAUCAAGGUCUUUAAUCCCAGUGUGCUGUCACAUUUCGUGUUGCUCCUGUUGAACUGGCUCGGCUACGCCAAUUCAGGCCUGAACCCAAUCAUCUACUGCCACAGUCCCGAGUACCGUAACGCCUUCCUGAAUCUCCUAGGGUGCAAAAAACUGGCAAUGAGGCUAAAUCAUGACUCCAUGCACAAACAUCUACAGAGCCUCACCUCAUACAUCCAAUGCAACAGUUCUGUAAGGAUGGCUUGCUUGGGUCACGAAGAUCCGACUGCAGAGGGUGGGAACAUGUGCUCUGACACGUGUGCAGUUCUUGAAGUGCAAGAGGUAGAAACACAGCCUCCCAAUGACUGAAAUGUGGCACGGAUCAAUGUAGAAGAGACUUUUAAGGGACAUUGAAGAUUGGAAACAGAUCAUAUAUGCUUUUCAAGGGAAUCAACUGUACUCUAACGUCAUGCUGUUCAAGCGGAGCCCGG